Penicillium robsamsonii is the source of this 723-nucleotide messenger RNA. RefSeq lists its product as uncharacterized. Lineage: Eukaryota; Fungi; Ascomycota; Eurotiomycetes; Eurotiales; Aspergillaceae. The record is from RefSeq and is a predicted model, not a curated record. The transcript has a single exon. The coding region runs from base 1 to 723 and encodes 240 amino acids.
AUGCCUCAAACCGGCAAUACCAAUGUCUAUUCAAGCAGCCAUGUGUCUCUUUCAAAAGACUCGAAAACAUGGACGAAUUCUGUUAGCAACGAAGUACCUAGUGCCAAUCCUCCCAAGUUUCGACCCCAUCAAAACGAUCUCGUUAUAGUGCGCACAGGAGCCAUGCGCACGAACAUGAAAGUUUUCUCCGCUGAAGAUGACCGGAAUCCUCUUUAUUCGAUUAAAAUUUCGGGUCUGUUUAGCGACAACACAAAAGUCGAAAUUCUUAAUGGGAUCGACAAGAGCAGCCAUGCUCUUGGCACCUGUCACUUCAACAAAUUCCGCACAUCCCAAAUAAAUUUUCGCUCGUUUGAUGCGCAUCCAUCCAAAAUGGUAUGGGUCGGAGAUCGUGGUAGUUAUUGCUGGUCAUAUUCUCCUCACCAACAUGAUGUGAGGACACAAGAAGAGCAACACUUUAUAUGGAGAAGAGGGGAGCGUACGCCUACAUCCGACUCCUGCGGCAGGCUGAACCUAGAACUUUGUGAUGCAGACAAAUUCGAGGUGUAUGCUGUGUAUGCCGGGGCUGCACCGGGAGCCAGCAAAGACAGUACAUUGCAGUUUAAGAGAAAAUUGGAUGGACAAUGGGAAAUUAUGGUUAUUUUGACACUUUCAGCGCUAGUAGAAAAGGAAAGACAGAAGAGGGGCAGACAAGGGAAUUUCAGUGUUGGGAUGUUGGCAUAUUAG